UGAGUUUAAAUAAAACCUUUUGAAAUUUAAAGCCAGAAAUAAAACAUUUGACCAGGAUCAAUAAAUGUAAAUAUUUCUAGAAUAACGGAACCAACCGGACUUUGUCCGGUUCUGGUUCUGGUCUUUAGGUCACAAGAACCAGAACCAAAAGUCCGCUUGUCUCUUUAACCAGCCGCUUGUGUUCCAGAAAUAACUCCUUCGGGAGGAAGAGGAGGUGCGGACCUCCUGAAUCUGCUGCUGUUGUUAGAAAGUUCAGAGGAAGAGUGAAACCCGAGCUGCUCCUCCUCCUCCUGCUGGACUAACUGGAACCAGAUGGUGAAGCUCCAGCUUGUUUUCCCCAGACUGCGGCGGCUCCAGCCCGGACCCAGCGAGCGGAGACCCGGACCUCCUGGAUGAAGCUGCUGCUCUUCCUCGCCAGGUGGAGGUGAGGAAGUGAAGCCGCUCCUCAUGCUUCGCCUCCUCUUCCUCAGGAUGCUGCUGCGGCGGCGCGCGUGCGCGGCCCCGCUGGUUCUGCUGCUCGCGCUGCUUUACCUCUGCUACCAGACCCUGAAGGUGGACCGGAACCGGAACCAGAACCGGAGCGAGUCGGAGGAGAUGGAGACUAGGAGACUGAUCUCGGCUCUGGACGCCCUGCAGGAGGAGACGCAGGCCCGGUCAUCUCAGCGCCGGCGCCAGGCCGUGGUUCUGAUGGGUCGCCACGGCCCGUCGGACCCUGAGGUCGUGCUGCACCAGCAGGUUCUGCAGCAGAUGGGAUAUCAGGUCCAUUUGACCCGAUUCGCUGAGACCAGCAGCUUCCUGAGGACGCAGAGCGGUGUGGGUGGGUGGAGCCUCCUGCUGUGUCUCAGUUCUUCAGAACCGAGCUGCUUGAGGAGGAUCAGAUACUCACACCUGCAGCAUCAGAUGGUGAACCUGCUACCUGAGCUGAUGGAGGCGUUUUCAGAUGCAGGUGAAGGUCGCUGUCGCUUCUACCUGCAGCUGACAGAAGCUGAUCAUCCCAUGAGGCCUGUGUCCUGUGGGUCGUCCAAUCAGAAGCCUCUCUUUCCUCAGUACAGACCCGGCCACGCCCCCUCUCCUGGUCUGGUUGCCAUGGUGAAUGUCUUUGUCCUGGUGACCUCUGUGACCCCUCUGACAUCCUUCCUGCAUGACGUCAUCGUGGUGAAGACCAGCGAGAACGACCCGGGCCAGCAGACCCAGAUCAGAACCUUCCUGCUGCAGCGGUUCGGCCCGGCCUCGGCCCGGCUGGCCCGGGUCCAGGUCCAAAGGGUGGUGGUGGCGGUGCUGCGGGCGGCGUCGACCAAUCAGGAGCCGGCAGCGGGCGGCAGCUGCCUGCUGUGCUUCCAGCUGCUCACCUUCACUCUGAUGUUCAGCGGCACCGCCUCUCCAGCUGUGGUCCAGGUGGACCCGGGACUCAGCGUCCCGUCUCAGGGUGAGGACGCCUUCAGAGGACAGAUCACCAGAGACCGGGUCCUGGAGGACAGCCUGCGCCUGCUGCUGCCGCCGCCAGCACACCUGCAGACCAACCUGUCCUUAGGAACCCUCAGGCAGCAGUACGGUGGCUGCAGAGGGACACACAGCAGCUGUAUGAACCACGACCACUUCCUGUUCCUGCUGCGCUUCCACCUGCAGCUGCAGACGCCGUCACCCUUCCACCUGCUUCAUCCCUCCUCUUCCUCCUUGUCUUCCUCAUCUUCGUCGGCCCCCCCCAGCCUGCUCCUCCUCCUCCUCAGGAUCAGUCGGCACCACCACCUGCAGAGCAGCAGAGAGGCCAACCCACCGACCAAUCAGCAGCCGGUGUCCGGGUCACCUGGAGGGUCGUGUUCGGACCCCCGCCUGAGGCAGAUCUACUCGGAGCCGCCCCUCAGCCUGACUCCGCCCUUUAGCCCCGCCCUGAAGGAGUACCGGGCCGAGGUUCCCUUUGACACGGUGAUGGUUCGGAUCCGACCGGAACCGAUCAGCGCCGCCUGCGUCGUCCGACUGGACGACCACCGAGGACCCAGGACGGCCAACUUCCCGGUCGGCAUGGGAACCAGCCAGAUCAGCGUCCUGGUGAUGGACGGGGCGGAGCCUCGUCCCGUCGUCAUGACGAUCUACACCGUCCACAUUUACCGCGAGAGUCGGCCCAGCCUGCCGGCGUUCGGAGACCAUGUGACCUGCAGCUUCCUGCAGGACUGCGGCAUGCGGGUCCAACCGGGUCGGUCCUGUGGUCUCCAGCCUCACCUCCCGCCCCAGAGUCCCGUCCGGCCCUGCGGCUCCGGACACGUCCCAGGUCGCUGGGUCGUCCCCUGCCUCAGCUGCUCCGACAACAGGACCUGUGAUUGGAGGGAGGUCGUCUGGCAGCCAGACGGCUGCUACCACCCGCCGGUGCGGCGCCCCCUGCUACAGGACUGCAUGGCGGACAGGAAGGUCAUGUUCAUCGGGGACUCCACCAACCGCGGGAUGAUGUUCUUCCUGAUGGAGCGGGUCAACGGCAGCCUGCAGGCCUGGGGCAGAGCUCACCACACGCUGCUGUACCGCAACCUGAACCGGCGCCGCACGCAGGUCAGCUACUCCUACUACCCCCGCUUCUGGCUGGAGGGCAGCCAGAGGCCCACCUUCAGGCAGGCCCUGCUGCAGCUCAUCAACAGGUCUCGGCCGCUGGAGAACUCCGAGCAGACGGUGCUGGUGGUGGGCGGAGUCCAGUGGCUCAACAGCGACCACCUGAGGACGGUGCAGGACGUGUUGGACAGGGAGUCUCUGAGCCAAGUCCUGGUGGUGGUGAAGUCUCUGGGGAUGGGCUUCCAUCUCCCUGUAGACGGCAUCCGCUCUCUGAGCCUGACGGAGAUACGAGGUCUGUUCAGAGACAACGCCGAGCUGAUCUCCACGGCCAGGCGGCUGCGCUUCGAGGCCGUGGACACCUUCAGCGUCACCGUGGGUCGAUACAAAGAGUUCCUGCAGGGCCGCUGCGCCUGCCACUUCCAUGAGGUGGAGAAGCUCCGAUCCUCCGACCCAGUAGACGGCGAGGCGUCCACCAGGAAAAAGCCCGGAACCAGAACCGGCAGGCAUUCCGUGCUGGAUGUGGAACAGGAAGUCGGGUCGAAGGCUCCGACCUUUCGGGUUCGCGGAGCGGUCAACCAGGUGUACUCCGAGAUCCUGCUGAGCCGCCUAUGUCCCGGGAGCAGGUGAGACUCGCCUGUCUCCUCCGGGUCAGCACCGCCGGGUUCUGCCGGGUCGGCGUUCGCUUCAUUGAUGUUCCGGGAUGAACAUGGAAGUCCAACUGACUGGGAAGGGAACCGUAUCCGGAAAAACUUCUGGUUUGACGAGGAGGAUGCAGAAAAAUCCCCAAAUAAUCUGAGAAACUCAAAAUAUUCCCAGAAACUUAAUUUGGUAAAAAUUCCCCUGAUGGGAAGUUUCACAUUCCCUACAAGAUUCCCACAUCCAAUAGAAACUUUUCCCAGAUUUUCCAUCCAGACUUUUCCAGGUUUUCCAGGCAUUGAGCAGGCAGCUGCCAGAUUUAACCUGGAGGAACAUCGGACCGAUCUGGGUCGCUGCAGAACCAAAUCCAGUAAAGGAAUUCUGGUGGAGUCAGAUUUUCCAUCUGCUGGGAAUGAAUCUUUAACUCCGACCCGGAACCCGACCCAGAGUUCCAGAACCGCUGUCAUAUCAUUAAAGGUUCCAUCAAACCCGACCGGAUGCUCAUCAGAACUCUCAGCCGGGUUCUCCUGGUUCCUGGUUCCGUCCAGCAUGGACUUAGAACUCAGUGAUUUGGACCGGCCCGGUUCUGAAGGUCUCCAGCUUCCAGAACCAGCAGCUGCUCCAGGUCCAAAUAACUGAGCGACCAGCGGACAUGUGACACGUCUGGUUCUGGUCGGAUUGGACCUUUUGGUUCCGUUUUAUUUUCCUACAGAUGAUUCUGCUGCUGUGCGGUUCUGUUCGGCCCACCUGCGGUUCCGGUUCUGUUCAUGGAUCUGAGCUUCCUCUGAUGCUAAUAAAGUUUUUAUUCUCU
Messenger RNA from Xiphophorus hellerii (green swordtail), 3982 nucleotides. It is a transcript of the gene cped1, whose product is annotated as cadherin-like and PC-esterase domain containing 1. The record is from RefSeq and is a predicted model, not a curated record. The transcript is spliced from 21 exons. Lineage: Eukaryota; Metazoa; Chordata; Actinopteri; Cyprinodontiformes; Poeciliidae. The coding region runs from base 448 to 3162 and encodes 904 amino acids.